AGUGCAAGCUGACGAGUCGCAAAGGAAGCUAGGCACCAGUUUAGACACAACAUGCCUUCAGUGAGAAAGGUGGAGGUUCGAGCGUUCGUUUGAAAGUCAUGGGCUGGAAGAAAGGAGAUGUCAUUGUACGGGCAGACCCAUACGCACACGUUCUCGGGCAGAAACAUCGUGGGACAAGAUGCGAUAACUGCUUUACAUGUGGCAAGGUUCUGAAGAAAUGCACAGCUUGUAUGUUUCUGUACUACUGUUCCCGAGCCUGUCAGAAGAAAGAUUGGCCACUUCACAAAGAUGAGUGUCCAUGUCUGAAACGUGUGGCACCAAAAAUCCCAACAGACAGUGUACGGUUGCUGCUCCGACUCCUUAUAAGGCUUCAGCGUGGAGACGGUCAGAAGACGGAGUGGGACAGUGCAAACUGGCGACCCUUUGUAGAGCUUGAAACGCAUUCUCGUGAAAUCCUUCAAGAUGAGAAUAGAAGUGAUCUGCUAGCCCAGGCAACGUUCACCUUGAGACAGAUGGUUGGGGACUCGGUGUCUCUACCCGAGGCUGGAGAACUUGUAGAUAUGUUCGGGAGGAUGGUAAUCAACACAUUCUCAAUCUGUGAUGGUGAAAUGCAGCCGAUUGGGUCAGGAGUCUAUCUCAGCCCCUCACUGUUGGACCACAGCUGUGUCCCUAAUGCUGUUGCUGUGUUCAUUGGAACGACCCUCUCGGUGAGGUGUCUGACGGAUAUACCUAGUGACCAGCCAACACAAGUGCUCAUCAGUUACAUCGACCAGCUAGCGCCCUCUGGUGAGCGGAGGAAACAACUCGAGGAGCAGUACUACUUCACAUGUCAGUGUCGAAGAUGCACAGAAGCAGACAUGGAUGGACUGAUGCUGGGUGCAGUCUGUCAACAGACCAGCUGUGAUGGGACCCUGCUGCGUGAUGGUACAGCAUUCUCGGCCUGCCAGUCCUGUCAGCUGGUGUGUAGUGACGAGGCAUACAAGUCACAGGUGCAGACAGUGAUGGAGGAGUCCCAGACAGCACUGAAAACACUAGCCGACCUGAAGAAAUCUGGAGAUCCUGAGACCAGGCUGCGAGUCUGUAAGGAACUGCUGAGGAAGCAGAGAGUUCUCUCCCCUUUCAAUGUGUACCGUGUGAAGACACUGGACCAAGCAAUGGACGCCUGCAUCGACAGCCAGCAGUGGGAACAUGCAGUGGACUUCGGCCAGCAGACAGUGCAGCCUUAUAUGAAGCUGCACCCUCCAGGCUCCCCGACAGUUGGAAUACAGCUGUUGAAGCUGGGCAAACUACAGCUGUACCUCCACCGGCUCCAGGCUGCCCGGACAUCCCUCCAGCAGGCUGAGUCCAUCCUGAGAGUGACACAUGGCGAGUCACAUGAGGUGUAUCAGGAGCUGAGUGAACUACUGCAUCGAUGUGUGGCCGAGAUGGAACACAGCGAGGGCUGAUCCAGUGAGGUGAUGCAUCGAUGUGUGGCCGAGAUGGAACACAGCGAGGGCUGAUC
Molecule: messenger RNA, 1501 nt
Organism: Haliotis rubra (blacklip abalone)
Lineage: Eukaryota; Metazoa; Mollusca; Gastropoda; Lepetellida; Haliotidae
Product: histone-lysine N-methyltransferase SMYD3-like
Exons: 13
Coding region: 99-1445 (448 amino acids)
Cellular component (GO): nucleus
Molecular function (GO): protein binding
Source: RefSeq, a predicted model, not a curated record